Bipolaris victoriae FI3 is the source of this 444-nucleotide messenger RNA. RefSeq lists its product as hypothetical. The coding region runs from base 1 to 444 and encodes 147 amino acids. The record is from RefSeq and is a predicted model, not a curated record. The transcript is spliced from 2 exons. NCBI's taxonomy places the organism in Eukaryota, Fungi, Ascomycota, Dothideomycetes, Pleosporales, Pleosporaceae.
AUGCCACUCUUCGGAUCCCGCCGCGAGCCCUCGCCUCCCCCUGCCCCAGCUCCAACUCAGAAAUCCGGGCUCUUCUCUCGUCGUCGCUCCUCCUCUCCCCACGCAGCUACUACAACCACGCACCACCACCGCCACAGCAGCUCGGCCUCGCGCUCCGGCACAUCAAACAACAACACCAUUUCCUCUGGCUUCUUCAGCAAGUCAUCUCAUGGAGACCCCAGCAUCGUCAAUGCAAAGCAGAGUCUAGCGAAUGCCGAGGCGGCAGAGCGAGAGGCGGAUCGGGCGUUGGCGGUUGCGAGGAGUGCGGUUAGGGAGGCACGCGAGCAUGUUGCUAGGUUGGAGAGGGAGGCUGCUGAAGAGGCACGACUAGCUAAGAUCAAGAAGGCCGAGGCGAAGACGCUCGGUAAGAUGGGCAAGAAGUUGGGCAGGCAUGACCAUGUUUGA